AUUUAUAAAUUAAUUUAAUUAUCGGCGGUCACUAAAAAUCAGUUGACGCCGGUGGCACCGUUCAGUUGACACCUUGGGAUAUACCUCGAGAUUGUUUAACGAUGGCGCCCUCUGGAUUGAUUCGCGCUUCGCGCCAGUUACACAAUGGAAAGCAUCUAUUUAUAGGAAACUAUCGUGAUUUCAGUCUUUGGGAGUUCGUGGCACCACCACGUUUGCAGAGCGUUGUUGUACCGGUUGAAAAGGAAAUUGGUCUUCGCAGCCAAAAGUCACCAGAGUGUGGCUCAGUGUUCAAACAUAUGAAGGACCCACUUGCACAUUUGAACUUCGAUACUCCAUCAGUGCCAUUGGUAACUAUUGAUGACCUAACUCCAGAAGGUAAAUACCUUCGUGGUAGUGGUAUUCACGGACCUGAACGCACGGAUGUCACCAGACUUGUUCUUUACAACCGCCUGAAGGCACGCCAGCUGCAACGUAUAGUACCAAGUCAACACGAGGCUGAAGAGGACCACAAGCUUGUUUGGUGUUCUGUAUGGUUCACUUUAUCAUCUACGAUCGCAUUACACUACAUGUACAAAUACGGUUUGGACUAUAGUACUGUCCACGAGCAUUACCCAUGGACUCCACCACGCACUGACGGUACUCGUGGUCCCGGACCUAUGUACUGGCUAUUCUACUGAAUAUGUAACUAUAUCUUUAAAAUGUAUUAU
Messenger RNA from Babesia bovis T2Bo, 707 nucleotides. RefSeq lists its product as uncharacterized. NCBI's taxonomy places the organism in Eukaryota, Apicomplexa, Aconoidasida, Piroplasmida, Babesiidae. Bases 102 to 677 code for a protein of 191 amino acids. The record is from RefSeq and is a predicted model, not a curated record. The transcript has 2 exons.